Molecule: messenger RNA, 3410 nt
Organism: Gadus chalcogrammus (walleye pollock)
Lineage: Eukaryota; Metazoa; Chordata; Actinopteri; Gadiformes; Gadidae
Gene: fynb
Product: FYN proto-oncogene, Src family tyrosine kinase b
Exons: 13
Coding region: 89-1846 (585 amino acids)
Biological process (GO): T cell receptor signaling pathway; cell surface receptor protein tyrosine kinase signaling pathway; cell differentiation
Cellular component (GO): extrinsic component of cytoplasmic side of plasma membrane
Molecular function (GO): signaling receptor binding; ATP binding; non-membrane spanning protein tyrosine kinase activity
Source: RefSeq, a predicted model, not a curated record
GUCAGUCUCCGGGCGACAGAAUCUGAAGCGUUCCGCUGGUGUCGCGAUGGGACACAGGGCGACGGGAUCCUAGACGCGGUGUACUAUAAUGGGCUGUGUACACUGCAAGGAUAAGGACAAGCUGACCCCAGCUGAUAGCGUCGUGCCUCCGAGCGCCUCCUACGGUUAUGGAGCACAGCCUGCUUAUGGGGCGGAGCCUAGCGCCUACCCCAGCAACAGGGGUGGAGCCAUCCCCAACUACAACUACCACCCCCCGAUCGGGCAGGUCUUUGGAGGGCCCACCACCUCCAUGCACACAGGCACCCUGUCCAGAGGAAGCUCAGGAGUGACGCUCUUCGUGGCGUUGUACGACUACAGCUCCCGCACAGAAGACGACCUGAGCUUCAAGAAAGGAGAGAAGUUCCAGAUCACCAACAGCACUGAGGGCGAUUGGUGGGAGGCUCGCUCUCUCUCUACCGGGAACAGCGGCUACAUCCCCAGUAACUACGUCGCCCCCGUCAACUCCAUACAGGCAGAGGAUUGGUACUUCGGGAAGCUGAGCAGGAAGGAGGCUGAGAGGCAGCUGCUGUCCACCGGGAACCUCAGAGGAACCUACCUGAUCAGGGAGAGUGAGACCAGCCCGGGUACGUACUCCCUGUCCAUCAGGGACUCUGAUGACGUCAAAGGCGACCACGUGAAGCACUAUAAGAUCCGCCAGCUGGACAGCGGGGGGUACUACAUCACUACGCGCGCACAGUUCCACACGCUGCAACAGCUGGUGCUGCACUACUCAGAGCGUGCGGCCGGUCUGUGUUACCGCCUGGUGGUCCCGAGCUACAGAGGGACCCCCCGGCUCAGCGACCUGUCGGUGAAGACGCGGGACCUGUGGGAGAUCCCGCGGCCCUCGCUGCUGCUGCUCCGUCGCCUGGGCAACGGGCAGUUUGGGGAGGUCUGGAUGGAGAGUGCAGAUGGGUUGUGUUAUAUUCUGACCCGUGUGUGUGUGACUGGGACGCCGGGCACUCUGGGUUUGACUCAUGACGCCUGGGAGGUGAGCCGGACCUCGCUGGAGCUGGAGGUCAAACUAGGGGCGGGCUGUUUCGCUGAUGUCUGGUUUGGCAUGUGGAACGGGACCACCAAGGUGGCGGUGAAGACCCUGAAGCCGGGCACCAUGUCCCCGGAGUCCUUCCUGGAGGAGGCUCAGAUCAUGAAGAAGCUCCGUCACGACAAGCUGGUGCAGCUGUACGCCGUGGUGUCAGAGGAGCCCAUCUACAUCGUCACUGAGUACAUGGGCAACGGAAGUCUGCUGGACUUCUUGAAGGGCGUAGAAGGUCGAGGACUGAAGCUUCCCAACCUGGUGGAUAUGGCUGCUCAGGUGGCGGCGGGCAUGGCCUACAUCGAGAGGAUGAACUACAUCCACCGAGACCUGCGCACCGCCAACAUCCUGGUGGGCGAGGGCCUGGGCUGUAAGAUCGCCGACUUCGGUCUGGCACGACUCAUAGAGGACAACGAGUACACCGCACGCCAAGGAGCCAAGUUCCCCAUCAAGUGGACGGCCCCGGAGGCUGCGCUCUACGGCCGCUUCACCAUCAAGUCCGACGUCUGGUCCUUUGGUGUCCUGCUGACCGAGCUGGUUACCAAGGGCCGGGUACCAUACCCAGGGAUGAACAACCGAGAGGUGUUGGAGCAGGUGGAGAGGGGGUACAGGAUGCCCCUCCCCCAGGACUGCCCCCCCUCCCUGUACGACCUGAUGAUCCUCUGCUGGCGGAGCGAGGCCGAGGACCGGCCGACCUUCGAGUACCUGCAGGCCUUCCUGGAAGACUACUUCACCGCCACCGAGCCCCAGUACCAGCCCGGGGACAACCUGUGAGCCCGUAUACCGGGGCUCACCUGGACCUGGGCUCAGCUAGACCUGGUCUACCUGUUCCGGCCUAGACCCGGUCCACCUGGUCUCUCUUGGACCUGGUGUACCUGGUCUCACUUGGACCUGGUGUACCUGGACUAGGUCUACCUGGUCUACCUUGUCCAGGUCUACCUGGUAUCACCUGAACAUGUGUUAUCUGGUCUCACCUGGUCACUCUUGGACCUGGUCUACCUGGUCUUAUCUGGACCUGGCCUCACAUGGACCUGGUUUACCUGUUUUAACCUGGACCUGGUCUCACCUGGUCUCUCUUAGACCUGGUCUCACCCGGACUGGAGCCCACCUAGGCCACUGGAAGCCCCUGCAGACUCACCAGGGAGAGCCCUCUGGAACCCCCUGAGCAACCGAUGGCUGAGGGGAUGAAGAGUGAUGAAGAGGGCUUAGGGUCUGUUCUGGAGGGUAACACACUGUGUUCCACAGUGCGUUCACACUGUACACGUCCGUCGACGGGUAAAGGAGGGCUUGUCUGAAGAAGGGGGGACACGAUUCGAUUGGCCGACGGAUCCGUCGUGCCUGAAAAGUUGGCCUGCGUCAACUUUUUGACGCAGGCCAGGGAGCCGACGGAAAGGAUUGACCCACAGCGCACUUCGAGAGCGCCCCAUGGAAAAUCAAUGAGAUCCGUCGACGGACUUGUACAGUGUGAACGCGGCGUAAUAAGAAGCUCCGGUGAAAGUAAUCUGACACCAACAGCCAUCAUUACUAUAUCAAUAAUGAUGACAGGAUGGACGCGUCAGAAUUCAAGAGAAAUAGUGUGUAUCAGCUUAUAUUGUUUGGCAGAAUUAUUAUAAUUUUUUAUUAUAAACAAGAAUUCAGUGACUAAUUUAUAGGAAUUAUUAUCCAAUGUGCACGCUGGCCACCGUACUUAGCUAUCCAGCGAAGCUAGCUUACAGACCUAGCUAGCCAGCAAACCUAGCCCAUGCACAUGGCGAGUCGACGUACAAAAGUAGCCAAGGUAAGUAGCUUGCCAAAGUACGGAGCUAGCCAAAAAAGAUGCUACAGAGCUAUCCGAGGUACAUAGCUCGCUGGCUUGAGUAGCGAGCCAGCGAGCGUUGGCUGUGUCCCUAGCCAUGUAACAAAAGUAUGUUUAGUUCCACUAUUGAUCGAUGAAACAGCUCAGGGGAAUGGUAUCGGUUUUGUUUUAGCCUGUUGCUACAGGGAGUUAUGGGCAGCACAUCCAUCCUUUGUAUUUAGAUUCCGUAUGUAUUCCCGGGGAACGUCCGCAGGAGGAGAACCACGGCCCAACCUUAACGGCAGGUUCCUCCAUCGUUGGCAGAGGCCGCGUCCUGAUUGGCCAGGUAGAAACGGAAGGUUUUAGAAUCUCCGGAUGGCUCUAGGGGGUUCUUUGUGUAUUUAGAUGUACAGGUACAAGAUUUUAUGUGUCAAUACUAUACUUUGUUUAUUACUUCUUCUUUUUUUUUUUAACAUUGACUGUUUUCUUGAUCAGGAUAAAAGCAAACAAUAAACAUUUUACACCGUUCAAGAUGUCCAAGUGUGGUGUGUGUGUGUGUGUGUG